Ipomoea triloba (trilobed morning glory) is the source of this 645-nucleotide messenger RNA. Its product is annotated as mitochondrial import receptor subunit TOM9-2. Bases 99 to 422 code for a protein of 107 amino acids. Gene Ontology annotation, biological process: intracellular protein transport. NCBI's taxonomy places the organism in Eukaryota, Viridiplantae, Streptophyta, Magnoliopsida, Solanales, Convolvulaceae. The transcript has a single exon. The record is from RefSeq and is a predicted model, not a curated record. Gene Ontology annotation, cellular component: mitochondrial outer membrane.
ACCCGAGUUCUGACUCCGAGAGUCCUUACCUCUUGGAAUCAGUUUCCCCUCUCUUGUAUGUGCUGAGCGCAUCGCAUUCUCGUCUGUGUACUUUCACGAUGUCGUCCAAGAGAGGCGGAGUUUCGUUGCCGGAGCGGCCAGGCAGCGGAGGCAGCAAAGGAAUUUUAUCUAGGGUUUCGUCGACCUUGAAUCAAUCGCCGAUAGUGUACCGCGGCAAGCGAGCCGCUUCGGAGGCCGCUGUCGUGGGCAAAAAGCUCCUCAAGAGCACCGGAAAGGCCGCCUGGAUUGCAGGCACCACCUUCCUUAUCCUCGUCGUACCUCUCAUCAUCGAGAUGGACCGCGAGGCCCAACUUAACGAGCUCGAGAUGCAACAGGCUAGCUUGCUCGGUACCCCUCCUCCCGGAAUCGCUGCACCCAAGUGAUGAGUCGCGAUUUGAUUUCCAUUUUCGAACUUGGUUAAAGAUUUGUUAUGAUCUCGUGGUGGUCAAUUUGUAGCGUUAGGGUUCUAGUUUAUGUGGAAUUGCAGAAUAAUUAGACUUGAUAGCAUUUAUUUUGAUAAGGUUAACAAUCACUCGGAUUUCUAUAUCAGUUAUUGCCCCUUUUUUGUUAGAAAAGAAGUAAUCUUGAUUGGAUUCUAUUUGGAUA